Molecule: messenger RNA, 1867 nt
Organism: Glycine soja
Lineage: Eukaryota; Viridiplantae; Streptophyta; Magnoliopsida; Fabales; Fabaceae
Product: flowering time control protein FCA-like
Exons: 15
Coding region: 190-1680 (496 amino acids)
Cellular component (GO): ribonucleoprotein complex; nucleus; cytoplasm
Molecular function (GO): protein binding; mRNA binding
Source: RefSeq, a predicted model, not a curated record
UAUUUUUCAGAAAGUGCUAAACCCCGUGGACACUGCAAAUUAUCUGAGAAUUGCUUCGGAAGCAGAGCUGAAGUGCAACAAGUGAGCAACGGAGAAGGCCAAAGCCCGUUACUCUUCUUCUUCAGUUGACUUAAUCCGUCUCUAGGGCAUACGUCAGCGCGUGUGCUUAAUCGAGAGUUGACGAAGAAGAUGGAGAAUAACCCGAAGGAGCAAGCGGAGCAGCAAAGGGUCAAUUUCAACGGAGACCCUCACAUUCACGACAAUGGCAACGUAUUCCACCACUUCCAACCCACACCCGCCGUCGAUUCUGGUUACGCUCUUAACCAUUCCAUGGCUCGCCCUCUCCGCAAACGCCCCUGGCAUCACUCCAACAACGGAACUUCUCCAGAUCAAGUGGACGUUUCGUGUAAAGUUUAUGUUGCACCUGUUCCAAGAACGGCCACGGAGGAUGAGAUUUGCACUGUAUUCGAAGAACAUGGAACUAUUGUUGAGAUUGUUCUUUUAAAACAUAAGAAAACUGGUACACGGCAAGGAAGUUGUUUUGUAAAAUAUGCAACAUUUGAUGAAGCUGACAGGGCUAUUAAGGCUUUAAACAAUAAAUAUACAUUUGCUGGGGAAUCAUAUCCUGUUGUUGUCAAAUUUGCUGACCGAGAACUUGAACGCCUUGGGGUUCGAGGGUUCUGCCGUAACAUGGAAAAGAAAGAUCCCUUAGAAGAGGUGGCAGAUAAAGUUUUUGUUAGUUCCAUCAAUAAAGAAGCUACAAACAAGGAAAUUGAAGAUAUAUUUUCCCCUUAUGGGCAUGUUGAAGAUAUCUUCUUUAAAAGCACUCAUGGAUAUGCUUUUGUCAAAUUUUCUAAUAGAGAAAUGGCAUUGGCUGCAAUCAAAGGGCUGAAUAAAACCUUCACGAUGAGAGGUUGUGAUCAUCCUUUAAUUGUUCGUUUUGCGGAUCCUAAGAAGCCUAAGACUGGAGAAUCAAGGGGCAACUUUUUAUCUGUGAAUGCAAAUUUCGGUCCUUGUUCCCAAGAACCAGCAGUAUGGCCACUGCCAAAUUUUGGUGAUUCUAAUAAUGGAGGAAUUAUUCUGCCUCAUGCCCCAUAUCAUUCCUCAAUUGCACACCCACAAGUUACUUCUCAUAUGCAAAACUGGGAACCUGGUGCUACUGUCUUACAACAUCCAUUUCCUCCUCAACAAGUGCAUCCACAUGUGGCUUCAAUGCCUUUGGGGUCAAUUCAAGCUCCCAAAUUGUCUUCUCAGCCAUUUAUUACUGAGGUUCCAAGACAAUCACAUCCAGCAGAUUCAUCAGUUCAAAAUAUAGAGCAGCAGCUUAGUUCACAGCUGCCUUCUCAGACCGAAAGCAACCCUAGUACAGUUACUGGCAUUACCCUGCCGGAUAUGCCUACAAGUCCCCAAGAUGAAGAUUUUCCAGAGUGUGACUGGAGUGAACACUACUGCCCCGAUGGCGAUAAGUACUACUACAACUGUAUAACUUGUGAAAGCAGAUGGGAUAAGCCUGAGGAGUAUGCCUUGUACGAGAAAGAAUCUCAGAAGCAGCAGGAGCGGGAGGAUAAUUGCUGUAGUCUCUCACAAUUGUCGUUAUCUUCCUCUCAACUAGUUGGUCAAAAACAACAGGAGACAGAUCAUGACCACAAGCAAUCAGAAACAAUUCCUGUUGUUGGAUAGGUGUGAUGCUAUUUUUCUUGGACAACUGAAAUCAUACAUUGUUCACAAUUAUUAUUAUUAUUAUGAUAGUGACCUUCAAAUUGCUACAAAACUAGCCUAAUGAUUCCUUAUGAGGUUGUGUUUUCUUAUUGCCUCAUCUGUUUAUUUCAAUGGUUAUUACUAAUCCGUAAAUGGGGGAAUUUGUUAA